UCCAAGCCUUAGUCACUACUGAUAUAGGGAUUACACAAGGCUUAUUCCAACCAACACAAUUCGAAAGACUUAUUUCAACUGCUGAUCUGCUUGUGUUUUCAUGUCCGAUAACCGAUUUGAGAUAACGGAAAAUUAGGGUCACUGGUUCAUUGCGACUAAUUGUCUUCAUUAGUUCAGACCGUCCUAGCUGUCUCGUCCACCCCCAUCAGGAGAUUUACACUCUAGCCACUGACAAUCAUUUCACAUAGAUCUAACGUCUGCCAAAACAGAAAAUGUCCCGGAUCUUAUGUCUGCUGCUUCUGCUUUCGUCUGCUACAUUUUGUUUGGCCUCAAGUUCACCCAAGUAUUUGUUUCUGAACAACUACUGCGGUGAAACUGUGACUGUCAAGGGUUCGACCAUCCUGAAGUCCACCAUAUUCCAGGAUAAUGACUGCAAAGUAACGCUUGUAGCCGCCAAUGGUAACAACCUGGUGGCACACUUCAACUUGUACAAGCAGACGUCUGGGGUUGCUGCCCUUGCUCACCUGUUCACUGGCGACUGCUUGUCUGAGUACAUUCAGUUGUACAAUGAAGUUAAUCGGCCAAAAAUGGGAAGCCACGGCUACUGCAAGUCUGUGAGACCAACUGACCACUACCAACUGGGCCAGUCUGGAAGAUUUGAGUACCACGGUGUUUUCCUCAAGUACCUGACCUUUGAGCUUUUGAUCACUGAGACGUACAAAAAGUCCACGCCAGAUGAAGAAUGUCCAGCUGGUCAGUUUGACUGUGACUGGGAAGACAACUGUGUGGACGAGGACCUUAAGUGUAACGGCUACAACGACUGCGGUAAUGACGAUGAUGAAAACGAUGGUUGUGGGCUGUCUAAGGUCAUCAUCAUCGGCAUCGUCGUUGGAGUCAUCGCAGCUAUCGCUCUCAUCAUCGGUAUAGGCUUUGGUGUGGUCAAGGCCAUGAAACACUGAUAGGUCACGGCCGUAAGGUGGUGAUAGGUCAAGUUUGUAAGGCGUCGCUAGGUCAACCAGGAUUUAAUGCACAUUCCAUGGAUUUCUUAUUAUUUAAACUAGAUUGCUAACUAUAAAUCAUUAUUGACCUCGUAGAUUUCUGUACAUUAUAAAGGCCCUGUUUUGUCCACCUAUUGGUUGUUUGCAGCAUUUAAAUAUCGUGAUGUCAUUUAAAAUAUUCAUGGUUGGUGGACAUUUCUUUUACUGCUGACGGUAGCAUAUCACUGGUUUCUAUAUUUCUUUUAGCUGUUUGUGUUUAUACAUUUCUUGACGACUGGACCGAAUCUUUGAUUCUGUAAAUAUUUCUUAGACUCAGCAAUAUCGUUCUUGUAUCUUGUGUUACCAUUCAGUCAAACCUUGACUUGUACGUCGACAUUUGUCGUUAUUCCCAUCGUCUCUCAUCUCUAACACACAAUUAUCAUCUUCUUUUUUUGAUUGAUGUCAAUAACUUACUGAAUAAAAACUUAUCUCAUAACCCAA
This is a messenger RNA of Physella acuta, 1478 nucleotides long. RefSeq lists its product as uncharacterized. The record is from RefSeq and is a predicted model, not a curated record. NCBI's taxonomy places the organism in Eukaryota, Metazoa, Mollusca, Gastropoda, Physidae. Gene Ontology annotation, molecular function: protein binding.